AUGUUCCCCACGAGCGAGUCCUCCAAAAAACGUUCCCACACGAGCUCUGUCGCUGGCGACGGCCCGGCCUCCCGUACGCGGAGCCGGAGCCGCUCGAUCAGCUCCCAUGUAUCCAGCGCCUCUGGGCCUGGUGCAUUCCCAGCGUCAUCUCCCCCCGAACGACCAUCUAAAGUCUCCGGCGCCAUCGUAACGCCUCCCCAGGAUCCCUUUAAGGUCCCCUCUGUGGGUGAUCCUAAGGGCAAGGCCCCUGAGCUCCCAACGCCAACGCCAACCAUGCCUACCAUCGUCCGCCGAAAGUCCGCGAUAGCCCUGCCUACGCAACCACCAGUUACCUUCCCUACGAUCGAGCCUACCGCCGCCUACAAGGGCGAACGUACCCGUGCAGAGAAAUACAAGGCUACAGCGGAGGAGGCGCUUGACAAGGUCCUCUCGCUUCAAGAGGAACUUGACUACCAGCACACCAUGCUUAGGGAUCUCUCUGGCCGCCUUGACGCCCAAGGAGCCCGAGAACCCCGCGAUCCAUCCCCGGAACAACCAGUCAUCCCGGGGAUGGCAGCCAACACCUCCAGCGCCCCUCAGCAUCAGGCUCCAGCUAAUGCCCAACCAUCCCCGGAACCACGAACCUCCGGAUCUCCACAACCCCCGAGGCAGGCCCUGUACGGCACGCCUCUCGGGGCUCACCAAGCCUAUAGUGCCUCGCCGGCAAGCCUUGUUGCAGGCUUUCCUCCUAGCUUCGAGCCUCCACCAGUUCCUCCUCGUCCUCAACCUUUCCAUCAGACCACCACGCCGCCCUUGCACGCCACAUCUCCCGUCCAACGAGCCCCUGAGCCUCCAACAUACAACGCCUACGCUAACUGGCGACCCCGAGACGCGCACCCGAACAAGCCACUAAAGGGGGAAAGCCACAGCGAAUACGGCCCGUGGAGGUAUGCUGUUGACUGCAAGUUCGAGAUUGAUCACCCUCUAUAUCCCAACGAUCCGUGCCCCAGAGAAGACUCUGGCGGACUUCCGCACCUCCGCGCUGACGCCGCGAACCGUGAACUCCAGACCGUGGCUCAACGCCAGAACAAAUCCGUCACCCAGUACUUCCACCGGCUGUUUAUCCUCUGGGACCAAGCCAACACGCUUAAGCAUGACCGCGUGAAGAAGCUCAAGUCAACCCUGAUCCGUAGUGUGGGGACCGCCUUGUAUAUCAAGGACCACCUUACCGUGCGCUCAGUCCUGGACGAUGGCCGGAAGGCGGAGGAAGGCCGCCUGGAGACCUUCCACUACCACCCCCGUGGUGGCCCCCGGAAGCCUCGACCACGAAGCCCACCACUACUAGCAUGA
This is a messenger RNA of Aspergillus calidoustus, 1329 nucleotides long. Lineage: Eukaryota; Fungi; Ascomycota; Eurotiomycetes; Eurotiales; Aspergillaceae. The record is from the annotation of a GenBank genome assembly.